Molecule: messenger RNA, 351 nt
Organism: Prunus armeniaca (apricot)
Lineage: Eukaryota; Viridiplantae; Streptophyta; Magnoliopsida; Rosales; Rosaceae
Source: the annotation of a GenBank genome assembly
AUGUUGUUCCAAGGUUUUAAGCAGCACCCGGCUUGUUGUAUCCAUGCUACUGCAACUAUGGGUUUGGAUUAUUGGCAACUUAAUUCAUCUGUCCAGAAGGAAAAAGAUAUUCCCAUGGUGAUGAAAUGGCAUCCCCCUCCCACUAGUUGGAUUAAAAUUAACUUUGAUGGGUCUCUCAUGAACUCUCAAGCUUUCAUAGGCUAUGUCAUCCGGAACUGCGAUGGCCACGUCCUUCUAGCCAACUCUAAUAACAUUGGCGAGAAUUCCAUAAAUGCAGUUGAAAGCGUUGCUCUUCGGGAUGGUCUUGCUACUGCUAUUGAGAGGGGUUGGGAUCAUAGUAUGAAAUAUUGA